AGUACCUUCGUCGCCUGUCAGUACUACCUAUAGACCCAUAUUGGGUUACCGGACAAGUCAUUGAGUCGGUGCAUCGUGCCAGCCAGUCUCCAUCAAAAUGGGACACCUAGUCACUCUGGCAACAUGCUCCCUUAACCAGUGGGCUCUCGAUUUUGAGGGCAACGCAGCGAGGAUCAUUGAGAGCAUUCGCAAAGCAAAAGCGGCUGGUGCUUCCUUGCGAGUCGGGCCUGAGCUUGAAAUCACUGGAUAUGGAGUAUUGGAUGGAUUCCUCGAAGGUGAUACGUUCUUGCACUCUUGGGAAAUGCUCGCUCGUAUCAUCGACCACCCCGAUUGCCAGGAUAUUGUGGUCGAUGUGGGAAUGCCCGUUCGCCAUCGGAACGUGCGAUAUAAUUGCCGGGUCAUUUUCUUCAACCGGAAGAUCAUCCUUAUCCGCCCCAAGAUGUGGCUCGCCAAUGAUGGAAAUUAUAGAGAGAUGAGACACUUCACUCCGUGGCAACGACCGCAAGAAGUAGAGGAUUAUUAUCUGGAGCAGAUUGUUGGAAAGAUUACUGGCCAGUACAAGGUUCCGUUCGGCGAUGCUGUCAUCAGCACCAGAGAUACUUGCUUGGGUCUGGAGACUUGCGAGGAGCUUUUCACUCCGAAUGGUCCGCACAUUCCCUAUUCUCUAGCUGGCGUGGAGAUCAUCUCGAACUCGUCAGGAAGUCACCAUGAAUUGAGAAAGCUGGACACCCGUAUCAAUCUUAUCACCCAGGCGACGAAGCUGAGUGGUGGUAUCUAUCUUUAUGCCAACCAGCAGGGGUGCGACGGCGAUAGGUUGUACUAUGAUGGCUGCGCGAUGAUCAUCGUCAAUGGAAAUCUCGUGGCUCAAGGUUCUCAGUUCUCUCUCAAUGACGUGGAGGUUGUCACAGCUACUAUUGAUAUCGAAGAGGUGCGGACAUAUCGCUCGAGCACCAGUCGCAACAUGCAAGCCAGCAAACAGCCUCCCUUCGUUCGCCUUGACUUAGACACAAGACUCUCCCGCAGCGACGAAGAAGCCGAGCCUAGUCUCGCUCCGUCUGAGACCAUCCUGCCUCGGUACCAUGCUCCUGAAGAAGAGGUCGCCUUGGGACCUGCAUGCUGGCUUUGGGACUACCUCCGAAGAUGCGGGGCUGUGGGAUACUUCCUUCCACUUAGUGGUGGGAUUGACAGCUGCGCCACCGCUGUGAUUGUCCACUCAAUGUGCAGGGAGGUAGUCAAGGCUGUCCAAGAAGGAAAUGAACAAGUUAUCGCCGAUGUGCGCAAGCUCUGCGCCGAGCCCGAGGGCUCCGACUGGCUUCCCAGCACAAGCCAAGAAGUCUGCAAUCGCAUCUUCCACACAAGUUACAUGGGCACGCAGAACUCCAGCAAGGAGACCAGGGACCGAUCGAAAGCACUUGCAACGGACAUUGGCUCAUACCACAUCGACUUCAAUUUCGAUACAGUCGUGACCGCACUGACGAAUAUGUUCACUGUUGUCACCAACUUUCAGCCUCGCUUCAAGGUCCACGGUGGGGGCAAGGCUGAAAAUGCAGCGUUGCAGAACGUACAGGCCCGCCUGAGGAUGGUCUUUGCUUAUCUUUUCGCGUCCUUGCUCCCGACUGUUCGACAGCGUCCCAAUGGUGGUGGAUUGCUCGUUUUAGCCGCGUCUAAUGUUGAUGACAGCCUCCGCGGAUACUUGACCAAAUACGACGCCAGUAGCGCAGAUCUCAACCCCAUCGGCUCCAUCAGUAAAGUCGACCUGAAGAAAUUCAUCGCCUGGGCACGCGACUCCUUCGAACUUCCCAUCCUUCACGAGUUCCUAGACGCAACCCCAACCGCCGAACUCGAACCCAUCACAUCGACCUACGUCCAGUCUGACGAGGCCGACAUGGGCGUCACAUAUGCAGAGCUCUCGACAUUCGGCUACCUCCGCAAGGUCGCCAAGCUCGGCCCAUGGUCGAUGUACGAGCGAUUGCUGCACGUUUGGGGCAACGACUACAGCCCUCGCGAGAUCUACGAGAAGACGCGCCACUUUUUCUACAAUUACGCCCUUAACCGCCACAAGAUGACCGUGAUUACGCCCAGUUAUCACGCGGAACAGUACUCUCCCGACGACAACAGGCACGAUCUGAGACAGUUCCUCUACCCAUCCUUCUCGUGGGCCUACAAGAAAAUGGAAGACAGCGUCAGGUACUGGGAGUCAAAGGGGUGGACAGUCGGAAAGGCGCAGAAGAAGAGCGUCAAGGCUGAUUGAAGUUUAGGAGUAAUGUAGGAGAGCUGAGUAGAGGUGGAUAUCCUAUCCGUUUAAGACCUGGAUACGUAUACGUGAUUAUGUACGGAGUACUAGGAAUGUAAUGUAUCAUUCUUGUGAUUGA
Aspergillus campestris IBT 28561 is the source of this 2372-nucleotide messenger RNA. RefSeq names its product glutamine-dependent NAD(+) synthetase. The transcript has 13 exons. Gene Ontology annotation, cellular component: cytoplasm. Bases 98 to 2251 code for a protein of 717 amino acids. Gene Ontology annotation, biological process: NAD+ biosynthetic process. Lineage: Eukaryota; Fungi; Ascomycota; Eurotiomycetes; Eurotiales; Aspergillaceae. The record is from RefSeq and is a predicted model, not a curated record. Gene Ontology annotation, molecular function: glutaminase activity; ATP binding; NAD+ synthase (glutamine-hydrolyzing) activity.